Helobdella robusta is the source of this 168-nucleotide messenger RNA. RefSeq lists its product as hypothetical. The annotation marks the transcript as partial. Lineage: Eukaryota; Metazoa; Annelida; Clitellata; Rhynchobdellida; Glossiphoniidae. The record is from RefSeq and is a predicted model, not a curated record. The transcript has a single exon.
AAUGGCGACUACGUUGAAAUUCAAACCUCUUUCGGGCUGACCGUGUCAUACAACCCCCUGUGGAGGUUAAAGGUCACAGUGACCUCCGCCUUCAGUAAUCAAGUGACCGGAAGUUGCGGAAAUUUUGACGGAAAUCCAAGUAAUGAUGUCAAAAUGGUGAACGGCGCU